Molecule: messenger RNA, 1142 nt
Organism: Asparagus officinalis (garden asparagus)
Lineage: Eukaryota; Viridiplantae; Streptophyta; Magnoliopsida; Asparagales; Asparagaceae
Product: chlorophyll a-b binding protein, chloroplastic-like
Biological process (GO): response to light stimulus; photosynthesis, light harvesting in photosystem I
Cellular component (GO): membrane
Source: RefSeq, a predicted model, not a curated record
AAGGGAGGCCCUUGGCUCGCAUUAAACUAGCGAUCCCCAUCCUCACUCUUCAUCACCACAAACAACAGAGAUCUUUCUCGCUCCGCAAAAUGGCUUCUGUUUGUGCUUCCUCCUCUGCCAUUGCAACUGUUGCCAGUUCACAGAAUGCAUUAUCUGCAACAAAGGCAUCCUUCUUCGGAGGGAGAAAGCUGAGACAAGCCGGAAAAUGGGCGGCAGCCACCCCCACCGGCCGGAGAUCACUUUCGGUGUCGGCAGCUGCAGCGUCGGAGAGGCCCCUCUGGUUCCCUGGCAGCACCCCUCCUCCAUGGCUCGACGGCAGCCUCCCAGGAGACUUUGGCUUUGAUCCUCUUGGCCUAGGAUCCGACCCAGAGAGCUUAAAAUGGAACGUCCAAGCCGAACUAGUCCACUGCCGAUGGGCGAUGCUCGGCGCUGCUGGCAUCUUCAUCCCCGAAUUCCUCACCAAAAUCGGAAUCCUCAACACUCCCUCAUGGUACACCGCUGGCGAGCUCGAAUACUUCACUGACAAAACCACCCUCUUCGUGGUUGAGCUCAUCUUGAUCGGGUGGGCCGAGGGCCGAAGAUGGGCCGACAUAAUAAAGCCCGGUUGCGUCAACACGGACCCAAUCUUCCCCAACAACAAGCUCACCGGUACUGAUGUGGGCUAUCCGGGUGGGCUCUGGUUCGACCCGUUGGGCUGGGGUUCGGGCUCGCCAGAGAAAAUUAGGGAGUUGAGGACUAAGGAGAUCAAGAAUGGGAGGUUGGCUAUGCUGGCUGUUAUGGGGGCCUGGUUUCAGGCCAUUUACACAGGGACUGGCCCAAUUGAUAAUUUGUUUGCUCACCUUGCCGAUCCUGGUCAUGCCACAAUCUUUGCUGCUUUCACCCCCAAGUGAUCGGAGGAAGAAGAGGAUGGCGAUCAUCGGUAACCGGAAUCAAUGAUGUAAAUCUUUAGGUAUUGCCGAGGGUCAUGAGAAUAUUGGAAGGGAGUGUAGAGUAUGGAGAUGAAUGUAUCAUGUCUAGUUGUGUCUUAUAUUGUGUUUUGGAUGCUGGAUUGAGUAAGAAACAGUGUACAAAUUUACUUGGAAGGUUUGCUUCUGGGUAGCAAUGCUAAAUACUUGAUGCAGUAUGAUUAAUCAGUUUAGUUA